GGGAGAGCGGAUAUAGUGAAUGCAGGGUCCGGGGAGACCAGAUAUAGUGAAUGCAGGGUCCGGGGAGACCAGAUAUAGUGAAUGCAGGGUCCGGGGAGACCAGAUAUAGUGAAUGCAGGGUCCGGGGAAAGCGGAUAUAGUGAAUGCAGGGUCCGGGGAGAGCGGAUAUAGUGAAUGCAGGGUCCGGGGGAGAGCGGAUAUAGUGAAUGCAGGGAGAGCGGACAUAGUGAAUGCAGGGUCCGAGGAGAGCGGACAUAGUGAAUGCAGGGUCCGAGGAGAGCGGACAUAGUGAAUGCAGGGUCCGGGGAGAGCGGAUAUAGUGAAUGCAGGGUCCGGGGAGAGCGGAUUAUAGUGAAUGCAGGGUCCGGGAGAGCGGAUAUAGUGAAUGCAGGGUCCGGGGAGAGCGGAUAUAGUGAAUGCGGGGUCUGGGGAGACCGGAUA
Molecule: messenger RNA, 441 nt
Organism: Staurois parvus
Lineage: Eukaryota; Metazoa; Chordata; Amphibia; Anura; Ranidae
Source: the annotation of a GenBank genome assembly